AUGAACUUUUUGGCCGUGAAAGGACCCGAAUUAUUCAGCAAAUGGGUCGGAGAUUCGGAAAAAGCGAUUCGGGAUUUGUUUUCGAGGGCGAGACAGGUGAGCAAAAUCUGAAUUUUGAAGAGAAAAGUGAAUUUUGACCCGAAAUUGAUCUAGAAACUUGAAAAUUCUCAAUUUUCAGUUAAAAAUCCGAUUUUGCAGUGAAAAAUGACCGAAAAUUCGAUUUUCCUUCGAAAAAAAAACGUGGCCGAGAAAUCCAAAUGAUGUGGCCUAGCAACCGACAGAUUUGAAUUCCUCGGCCACGUUUUUUUUUCAGCUGAAAAUCUUAUUUUUCGAUGGAAAAGCUUGAAAUUCCCAGCUGAAAAUCGAAAAAUGAUGCAAUUUCGCUCUACCGCGAAAAAACCACAUUUUCUUCUAGAAAAUGCAAAUGCGCUCUAUUGACAAUCGUUCAAAAUUUCCCCAUUUUUUCAAUUUUUUCCUUGUCAGGUCUCCCCAACAAUCGUAUUUUUCGAUGAAAUCGAUGCAGUUGGCUCAUCUCGAGGUUCGGAAAAAUCAUCAGGAGUUUCGGAUCGAGUUUUGGCACAAUUAUUGACCGAAUUGGAUGGAUUGGAGAAAACGAGUCGAGUGAUUUUGUUGGCCGCCACAAAUCGACCUGAUCAAUUGGAUAGCGCACUUUUGAGACCUGGUAAGGGAGGAUUUUGGAGAAAAUAUUGAUUUUUUCGAGGUCCUGGCCUAGAAAAACAAAUCUGUCGGGCCCUAGGCCAUAUCGUGGAUUUUUGCAGGUCGUUUGGAUCGCGCAAUUCAUGUUGGUCUACCGUGUCGCGAAACGCGAAAAGCGAUUCUGGAAAUGCGAACCAAAAAAAAUGGAAUUUGAGAAUUUCGAUGAAACCAUCGCCAAACUCAUUGAUAAAACUGAAGGUAUUAUCGAAAAUCUCCGGAAAUAAACACGCAACGCAGACCGCGUCGCGCCACAACACACACAGAUAAGGAAACGAUUCAAAUUCCCUCCUUUUUGUGUGUGUUGUGGCGCGGCUGCGUUGCGUGUUUAUUUCGGUGGAUCGCGUGGUAUCGAUGAGAUUUUCGAAAAUAAAAAAUUUUUUGCAGGUUAUUCCGGAGCGGAACUAGUUGCGGUAUGUCGAACUGCGGCAAUGUUUGCGAUGCGCGAAAAUAUCGAGGCGACCAAAGUUGAUUGGAGACAUUUUGAGCAGGGUAACUUUUUAUUCUUCAACUUUUUUUCAAAAAAAAUUCCCAUUUUUUUGCAGCACUUUUGGCGGUUGUUGCGAGAACUGAAACGUAUUUGCUGAAAAUUUAUGAGGAAUUCAAAGCUGGACGAUUUUCUUCUUCUUCUUCUUGUUGA
Messenger RNA from Caenorhabditis angaria, 1354 nucleotides. The record is from the annotation of a GenBank genome assembly. Lineage: Eukaryota; Metazoa; Nematoda; Chromadorea; Rhabditida; Rhabditidae.